GCUUCCGGCGCGGAGGGUGACGCCACGGGGCGCCGCCGCGCGGCAUGCGGGCGCUGCGUCUGGGCCGCGGAGUCGUCGGGGCGGCGCGGGAGGGGGGAUGCCGGGCGCCGCCGCUGGCGCUGCGCGUCCCUCCUGCUCGGGCAGUGCCGGUGGGCCCCGUCCCGGUGCCCCCGCGCCCGGCGUGGCGGCAGGGCGAGCGGCGGCCGACCCCGACCCCGCAGCAAAAUGUGACAGUGGAGGUGCUGGAUCACUUGGAGCACCUGGCCUUGGUUGAUUUCCGUGAUGCAGAGGGCGUAGAGCGGCUGCAGAAAGCAAUCCAGUUUGCUGAUCAGCUUCAUGAAGUAAACACGGAUGGAGUAGAACCGAUGGAUUCGGUCCUGGAGGACAGGUGUCUGUAUCUCAGAGAAGAUGAUGUUACAGAAGGCAACUGCACGAACGAGCUGCUGAAAAAUGCCAGGGAGAAAGUAGAGGAGUAUUUCGUAGCCCCACCAGGUAACAUCCCUUUACCAAAGCUAGAAGAACGAGAGACUUUUCUGCAGGGUUCCUAGCGAACGCCCAGAACCCCAACACCAUUUUGGUAUUUCACUGGGGAGAACGGAGGUUAGUGCAGUCAUGGCUGAGAAGCCCUGGCAUGCAUUUUGACCUAAAGAAGAGCACUUGCAAGACAACUUACAAGAGGAGGAAGGUGUAAGAAGUUCAGUAGUGCUACUGAAAUGUUCAGUGUUAUGAGGCUGGAAGCCAGCAUGACAUAUGACCUUAGUGCUGUUAUUUAGCAAUGUGAAUUUGAUGUCAUUCUUUGAGAUACUGAAUGGCUUAAGGCUUUAAAGAGAAAGUUAAAAGGUGAUGAUUUUAAAAAACCCCAGAACACCUUAUUUUUCCUCAACAAGUUUGUAAGGAAAACAAGAGAGGUUGGAAGUCAGUAUCUGCCUGUUUCUGACCUUUAGUUCGGCUCUGGCUCUGUCAGAAGUAACGAAGUCUGGUACGGAAGAGUCUGUACCACUGCUGAGUGCCUCUCUGGUGUACGGACAGAACUCAGAUUUUCAUUACAGAAGAAAAGGCACUUUGAGGAGAUGAUUCACUGAAAUAUUGAAUAUUUCCAUUUUAUCUCUAUGCCCCAUGUCUGUGUGGGUUACCUUCUAUUUCCCACUUUGCAUUUUUAUUCUCACAAAUUAAAUACUCUGAGUUGGAUGUAAUUUGAAAAAGAACUUUUCGUACACAGAAAUAGCUGCUCUAAAAUGAAAAAUCUUUCCCAUAAAUAUUUCUGUACGCCAGACAUGUAUUUCUGGUGAUACUAGUGAAGUUUGCUGGAUUAAACCAUUUUUUCUAUUUCCAACAAAGCAUUGCAGGAUAUUUUAAAUAACACAAAAAUUGUGUGGCUAGGCUUGUUGUAAAUAAAGAAUGUAAUUACUUAUGAA
Messenger RNA from Phalacrocorax carbo (great cormorant), 1415 nucleotides. The record is from RefSeq and is a predicted model, not a curated record. NCBI's taxonomy places the organism in Eukaryota, Metazoa, Chordata, Aves, Suliformes, Phalacrocoracidae.